UCCCGUGGUCCGCGACUCGGUCCAGCAUAGAAAUCGUUCUCUCACUCUACCCUCGAAUUAAUUUUAUUUUUCUGCCAAUCCUUCGCUCGCGAUUCUUGACUCUCGAUUGAUCGCAGUGUAACGACGAAAAGAAAAAAGUGCAAUUGGAGAGUAAAAUCUGCUCUCGCAGCAGAAUCUGAUUAUCGAAACCGCAUCGUAUUAAGAAUUCUUCGAUUUACCGCAAUGCUGGUCUGCGAGCGAGGCGAGAAGGCGAAAAGUGAUUCGAAGUAGUCCGAAAAAUGUCGCAGCAGCAUCCGUCGAGGGCAUCCGGAGGCUACGUGCCUCCGAAUCCCCGAUCGGGGCGAGCUAAUGCACCCAAUAUGCCGAGCCCAUUCAGGCCCGCGUCUCCAUACACGCCCUCGUCGUCGCCACAUCCGCAAGGACGCGUCCCACGUGGGCCUCCGACCCCGAUUCACUCGACUCGUCCUAUGUCGCCGCUCUCGUAUCCCGGAAUGAUGAUGCACCCGAUGAGCCCGGUGCCGAUCGGGAUGCCUAUCUCGCCCGGCAUGUCGCCCGUCUUUGGCUGUCCCACUUCGGGUUACAUCCAGUGUCCAAGACCACGGUGGCCUUCGCCGAUCCCUACGAGCAGUCAAGCACCAAAGCCGUUUAUACCGACGCAGAGUUCCUUUACGAGCGAUUCGACGUCUCCGGUACCAUGCGCGCCUCCAGAAUAUCUGAUAGCACCCUACAGACCUGGGGAAUACGAAUAUAUCGGAGUGCCCUUAGAUCAUACGCAGACGGACGAGGAAAGCAGUGGUCCAAGCACAGCCGAGAUCAUCGCCAGUCAGAGUCAAGAUUACGUGGACGAGAAGCUUGCUGAGUACCAAGCUACUAUCCAGCAAUUGCAAGGUAAAUUUUAUGAAACCUUGGGGAUUAAUGUGUUAGGAUCCUAGAUAGCAUCAUCUUCAAAAUUGAGGCAUAAGACAUCUUUAACAAAUCUUUAGGACACCUUUGAAAAGUCUUUAAGACAUCUUCAACAAGUCUUGUGAUAUGAUAUCUAAAAAUCAUUUUAAGGACGUGUUAUAUCCCGAUUUUGGACAGGUCGAUUUUUGAUGACUGAUCACAUUAUAAGAAAAAUAAUGGACAUUAAAUGUGAUCACUUAUUCUUUUACAGAAUCUAUAAUUAUAAACUAUUUUGCAUUUUUACUGAUGUAUAUUUAUUUCUAACAUUUUUAUUUAGGAAAAAUUUGUUCUCUUUUGCUGCACUGGUGAAUUAGUGCAAUAAGUUAAAGUGAAACAAGUAUAUUUUGUUUCACUCUAAUUGAUUGCACUGGUAUGCACUAGUUCUCACCAGUUGUAGCAAUAAAAAAACAAAUCCCUAGAUUUUGCAAAAUAAAACUUGUAUGUUAUGAAACUUAUCGCAAACUAUUUUAUGACUAAUAAGGUAGUUUGUUAAAAUG
Messenger RNA from Nylanderia fulva, 1439 nucleotides. RefSeq lists its product as uncharacterized. The record is from RefSeq and is a predicted model, not a curated record. NCBI's taxonomy places the organism in Eukaryota, Metazoa, Arthropoda, Insecta, Hymenoptera, Formicidae.